Lingula anatina is the source of this 711-nucleotide messenger RNA. RefSeq names its product sarcoplasmic calcium-binding protein-like. Gene Ontology annotation, molecular function: calcium ion binding. The record is from RefSeq and is a predicted model, not a curated record. Lineage: Eukaryota; Metazoa; Brachiopoda; Lingulata; Lingulida; Lingulidae.
AUGUCAGCAAGCGCCCCAUAUCCCGAGUUUUGGGUCCGCAAAAUGCGCUCAUUUUUUGUAAAGUUCGACCACGACUUGGAUGGCGUUGUCAAAAAGGAAGAUGUGAUGGACUUUUGCAAUGUUAGGGCAAAGUCUCUCCUCAAUCAAGAACAAAUGGAAACGUAUAUGGACCAAGUGAACUACGCUUGGGAUUAUUUCUGGGCCGGUCCGGAGAAGAAAAUGAGUGUUACUUUUUGGGACUUUGUCCGCAACCACGCACGCAAUUUUCGCGAACCAGAUUUUCAAGAAGAGGAGAAAAUGUGGUUCUGUGUCUAUUUUGACAAAAUCGCAGACAAAAAUGGCGACGGUAUUGUGACCAGAAAGGAAUAUGAAGAGUUCCUUGGUCUUGUUGGCGUACACCCGCUAUCCGUUCCUCCAUCAUUUGAUGCCUUGGACACAGAUGGUGAUGGUCAGAUAAGCAAAGAGGAGUUCGUAAAUGCUGCCGUCGGUUUCUUCUGCUGCACUGCAGACACCCCGGCAAAAAAGGAAUAUGAAGAGUUCCUUGGUCUUGUUGGCGUACACCCGCUAUCCGUUCCUCCAUCAUUUGAUGCCUUGGAUACAGAUGGUGAUGGUCAGAUCAGUAAAGAGGAGUUCGCAAAUGCUGCCGUCGGUUUUUUCUGCUGUACUGCCGACACCCCGGCAAAGUUAUUUUGGGGUCCGUUCUUGGCUUAA